AGGAAUGUUCUUUUAUCAAGAGAAAUGGAGGCCAAGGGUUUAGGGUUUAGGGUUAGGGCUGCUGCAAAUAGGAUGGAGACGAGAGUUUUCCCAAGUCGAGCUUAUGCAUGGCGUCUGAGCUUUGAGGGUGUGAUGCCACAAGAGUGGUGGGAUGGAUUUGCAACAAAAGCUGAGAUGUACAACUCACUUGGUCGACGUAUAAAGGCCAGGCAACUCAGAACAAAAGAUGUGGCACCAGGAAUUGAUAAGCAAGUUCUUGUCGAGUUGGGUCUGUUGGAAGAAGCGAACGCUGACAAGCUCACGAAGUGGGGCUAUCGAAAGCUGGUCAGGGAGUUCAAUGGAGACUUCAAGUCGGCAAAGGCUCUAUUGAUCGACUUCUCCAUGACCACCAAAGAGCUUGCUAGCUUAUCAGCUCUAGAGAUGCAGGAGAAGCUUGGGCAGUGCCUGAGGUCAAAGGGGAUUGAGGGUGACGGGUUCGAAAAGGUUUUGACGGUUAAGAGCUGGGUCACAUAUCAUAACCCAGCUGUUGGCAAUUUGCUUCCGGCGUCCAGAACCUGCCGUGAAGAAGAUGUCGAGGGCGAGGUUGUGAACAUUGUUAAAAUAGACAAGUCCAUUAUCAACAAGAUCGAUGCUGCCAGCACAAAGGAGACUGCUAAUGAAGAAGAUAAGCCUCCUGAGGAGAACAAGAGUGAAGAGAACAACAGCGUGGAGGUGCCCAAGAAAAGAAAAGAUAAGCCUCCUGAGGAGAACAAGAGUGAGGUGCCCAAGAAAAGAAAAGGAGAGAAAAAGGCCAACAGAACAAGGAAGAAGAAAAAGAUCGAAAUACAUCUUAAAAUUUAUGUCUAA
Messenger RNA from Selaginella moellendorffii, 846 nucleotides. RefSeq lists its product as uncharacterized. The transcript has 3 exons. NCBI's taxonomy places the organism in Eukaryota, Viridiplantae, Streptophyta, Lycopodiopsida, Selaginellales, Selaginellaceae. Bases 25 to 846 code for a protein of 273 amino acids. The record is from RefSeq and is a predicted model, not a curated record.